GUGAGAAAGUUUCCAGGAAUAUCGUUUCGAAAGAUAUUUUCAUGUGAGCUUUCUGCUUCUAUCAUCAUCAUUGUUUAUAAGUGAUCACAAUGAUGGCUCCUUUGAAAGGUGUCAAAGUUAUCGAAUUAGUUGGUCUAGCACCGGCUCCAUUUCUAGGCUUAAUCCUAUCCGAUUUUGGUGCUCGAGUCAUUCGUGUGGACAAUCUUGACAACACAAAUGGAUCAAUGUUUUCACAACAAAAGGAAUCCAUGUACCUGAAUCUAAAACACCCAAAAGGUUCGGAAAUAUUACAACGUUUAACAGAAAAAUCCGAUGUUCUUAUAGACCCAUAUCGCCCUGGCGUUUUGGAAAGACUUGAACUUGGACCCGAACGACUUUGUCAACUUAACCCUGGUCUUGUAUUUGCUAGGUUAUCUGGCUAUGGUCAAACAGGGCCGAUGGCCCGAAAAGCUUCUCAUGAUAUCAAUUUUCUAAGUCUUUCAGGUGUCAUGUCUCGUUUCGGUUACAAUGAUCGACCACCAAUCGCACCAUUAAAUUUGAUGGGUGAUAUUGGUGGUGGUUCGAUACUUUGUGCGAUGGCAAUAGUUAUGGCCCUUUAUGAACGCAAUCAUUCCGGUAAAGGACAAAUAAUAGACCAUAGUAUGACCGAAGGUGUCGGAUAUCUCGGGAGCUUUCUUUGGGAAUCAUUGAAACAAAAAGAAUUAUUGUGGCCCAAUUGGCCGAAUCGUGGACAAAACACAUUGGAUUUUGGUUCACCGUUUUAUCGCUGCUAUGAAUGUGCAGAUGGAAAAUUCAUGGCUGUCGGUGCGUUGGAAGAAAAAUUCUACCAAAACCUGUUACAUACGCUCGGCUUCGAAGCGGAAUGUUUCAAUCGUUUCGAUACUGAAUCGUGGCCUGAAAUGGUCGAAGAGAUUGGUAAAAAAUUCAAAACAAAAACAAGGGAUGAGUGGACACAUGAAUUCGAAAAAGCCGAUGCUUGUGUAACUCCUGUAUUGAAUAUGGAGGAAGUAACGCAUAAUGAACAUAAUCGUAUACGUAAAUCUUAUGAUCCGAAUAGCGGAUAUCCAAACCCAGCGCCUCGAUUCUCACGAACACCAGCCAUCGGAAAUCGUGAAGGUUGUAUGGAAACAGAUGGUAAAUGUGAAUCACAAUCGCGUGACAUUCUUAUCAAAGAACUUGGCUAUACUGAACAAGAGUUGGAAGAAUUUGGUUCAGACGUUUAUAAUUGAUUGAAAUAUUACUAAUAAAUGAAACUACAUAGCGA
Dermatophagoides farinae (American house dust mite) is the source of this 1264-nucleotide messenger RNA. Its product is annotated as alpha-methylacyl-CoA racemase. Lineage: Eukaryota; Metazoa; Arthropoda; Arachnida; Sarcoptiformes; Pyroglyphidae. The record is from RefSeq and is a predicted model, not a curated record. Gene Ontology annotation, molecular function: catalytic activity.